This is a messenger RNA of Fusarium keratoplasticum, 1998 nucleotides long. RefSeq lists its product as uncharacterized. NCBI's taxonomy places the organism in Eukaryota, Fungi, Ascomycota, Sordariomycetes, Hypocreales, Nectriaceae. The record is from RefSeq and is a predicted model, not a curated record. The transcript is spliced from 3 exons. The coding region runs from base 1 to 1998 and encodes 665 amino acids.
AUGUAUCACAACGAGCCUUGGAAGGAUGGACAUCGCAGACUCCAACAUGGGCGCAAAAAGAAUGACCAACUCUUCCGGUUUCGCAAGCGGUCCAUUGUUCUUCUUUCUACCUACCUCUCAAUGUUGAUCACUCCGUGGGCUCUCACUUGCAUUCUUGUACGCCGUCCAAUCUCCAGGCCUUCCUACCUCGAUCAAGCAAUAGGCCUCGCCGAACGCGAUAUCAGCGAGAUGGAACAAUGGUACUCGUUCAUCCGCAUCCUAGACCGCAUCACCUCCACCAUCGCCGUCCCCGUCGUGUCCGCACUCUUGGCUCAAGCUGCUGUCAUCUAUACCCAGCGUCGCAAAUCAUCACAGAAGCUAGGCAUCCGUCAGAUGCUGGCUCUGGCUAAUGGUGGGUGGAAGAAUCCGAUUGUCUUAUGGAAUGCGGUCGCCCUCCCAGGGAUGAGAGAGGAACUAAUAUCCUCGACACCUUUUCUCUGGGGAGCAGCAGCUCUCACGCUUCUCGUGGUGCAAACAACAAUGGAAAAGAUUCUUACGGCGAGUGACCACGAUGUCCAAACAAACUUAUGGCAGGAAGGCCCUGGUUCAGGAGACGCCAUGUAUUUCAAAGAUACGCUUCGAAGCUCAUUCUACUGGCUCUUCGAGCUUUCCGAUUCUCCUCGCUAUUUUGUCUCGGCUCUGCCAAAUGGCACUACAACAGGCGUGCUGCGCCAACAUGCAGCAAGGAUGGACACACAGGUGAACUGCACCCUCGUGGAGAGCUUCCCGUCGCCUUGCCCUGGUCAGAGACCUUUCCAGGCGGCCUUCUCUCACGACAUAGCGUCGGUGCGUAUCUGUGCGGAGGGAGCAUUCGACCAAUCGCCUUGGACAAGAAGCCGGGACAGGGAGGCGGUUUCAGAACAGCUCUGGAUCCAAGUCGACGGCCGGUCUAUUGAUUUACAGCGAGACAGUAACUACACCAUGCGAUGCGACGCCAACUCGACUAGGGGAUGGUUUGAGCUUGGAAACCUUCAAAAUAAUUACACACACGGGCCCCUACUUAAGAGUUGGCCCACUGCGGAAGAGAUUCGCACAGUUUUCAACGACAAGAGUCCUAUAACGAGUCUUAAUGAUUACCCCUCUCGAGAAGAGCCAGAGCCAAGACAUCUGUACUUUUCAGACUGGGAGCAUCCGCCGGAUCCUUUUCACACUUAUGCAUUACCAACUCCUGGGCCACUCACGACGGCGGCGUUAGCCAUGUUCGGCAACUCGAGCUUCUUCUAUACAGCAAAGAUGGCGCAAGGGGACGCGAGUCUCAGUCGAACCUUCACUCAGAUCUGCCAGCAUGGAAGACUUCCCUUCUAUCGAUUUAAUGGGGUAUGGGACUUUUCUACUGGACUCACCUCAGUGUCCUGCAACCAUAUCCUUCCUCGAUACGGAGCUAAACCAGAGUGGCUUGCUGAGCUCGUUCUGGCUUUGUUUAGGCGCAUGGGAAAUCCUGAUACGACUAGAAGAAUGUUCGAGAUGGCGUCCUAUUUCGCGAACGAGGCGCUCUUGAUACACACGGCGCAGCGCGAUAUUCGCGAUUCGAGGGAAAUCAUGUCUGCACCAGGCGCGAGGCUGAUUAAACCCCAGGGAUCACUCCACUCGCUUGUUAUCCUCUCGAUACUUAUUGGCGUUCAAUCACUCGCACUGAUAAUUAUUGGGUGUUACAUCUACUCUCAGCCGACAUGGACCGGGGCUCUCGAUGCGGAGGUGCUGAUCAAUUUGGGGGUACAACUUGGAGAAGAAGGGCAAGAAAUAUCGAAGACGAGUGGGAUAAUUGGAGUCGUUCUGGAGGACAAGACCGAGACAUUGUCAGUGGCAUCAAUGUCUGAUGAGGAGCAGCCAACGCAGAUGGCACGAGAAAAUUUCCCCGAGCCGCUGUCAGGGGAGAGACACGAUGCGGUUGCAAUAGGCCUCGGCGGCCUGGGGCCUAUCACCAAGAAGUUGACACCCAAAACAUGGAAGAUGGCAUAG